Penicilliopsis zonata CBS 506.65 is the source of this 1425-nucleotide messenger RNA. RefSeq lists its product as hypothetical. Gene Ontology annotation, molecular function: iron ion binding; heme binding; oxidoreductase activity, acting on paired donors, with incorporation or reduction of molecular oxygen. The transcript is spliced from 6 exons. Lineage: Eukaryota; Fungi; Ascomycota; Eurotiomycetes; Eurotiales; Aspergillaceae. The record is from RefSeq and is a predicted model, not a curated record. The coding region runs from base 1 to 1425 and encodes 474 amino acids.
AUGCUUCUGCUUCUGCUUGCCUCUCUGGCCUACCUCUACUACCGCUCACGUGCGCUCUCCCACGUGCCUGGCCCAUGGCUCUCGCGCUUCACCAGCCUCACGCUGAAAUACCACGAAUUCCGCGGCCGGCGACGCGAGUACAUCCACGCUCUGCAUCGCUGGUAUGGUCCUGCGGUGCGUCUGGCGCCCAACGAGGCCUCGUUUACCUCCCUCGAGGCCGUGAAGGAGGUGUACGCUGCCGGGGGGAGCGGGUACGACAAGACGGAGUACUAUAGUCUGUUUUGCCAGUUUGGCAUUCGGACGAUGUUUUCCACACUGAAUAAAGAAGAGCACCGCCGGCGAAAACGGAUUCUGGCCGAACGAUACACGAUGACCAACGUCAUGCGCGAGCCGUUGCUAGAAGGGAUCCAAGAGCGCGCCAGGGCGUUUACAGCGAAAUGCGCAAACAGCGUCGGAAGCGUGGAUAUCUACGCUCUUCUACACUGCUACGCUCUCGACUGCGUGACGCAUUUUCUCUUCGGCGACGGGCUGGACUCGCUAUGCCUGCCGGCUAAUUAUGAGAUCAUGGCGGAAAUGACAUACCACCAGAGUUUGCAAAAAAACCUACUACACUACUACCUGCCACGCAUCGCCCCGUACCUCCCCUUCUGCCAGCCCCGACACGCCCCUCUAGCCAACGAAUACGUCAUCGGAGCGAUGAAGAAGAAAGUCGACCAGGAAGCAAGUAGCAAAACCCAGCAGCACGAGUCGUACUCGCUGAUCGACCGGCUCCUUUCCUCGAUGGAGGGCAUGCCGGCCGCCGCGGAAUGCAAAGACCACAUGGCCGCGGGGAUCGACACAACAGGCGACGCCCUCUGCUUUGCCAUCUGGCAGCUCUCCAAGGAGAAGCAUUCGCACGUCCAAACCAAGCUGAAGGAGGAGUUACGCGAACACUACCGAUCAGACCAGGCCGGCGAUCUUCGCUCCCUCGAUCGCCUGCCCUACCUUGACGCCGUGAUCAAGGAGACCCUCCGCCUGACACCCCCGAUCCCCAUGUCUCUACCCCGUUACGCACCAGGAGGCAAAGGUAAGAGCAACGUCGUGAUAGACGGCUACGCCAUCCCCGCGGGCACAAUCGUGAGCAGCCAGGCGUACAGCGUGCAUAGACUCAACCAAGAUGUGUUUCCCGAAAGCGACCGCUUCACUCCGGACCGCUGGCUAGGCGACGCUCUCGACCAGAAUAGACUCUUCUUUGCUUUCGGGCAGGGCAGUCGUGGAUGUACAGGACGGAAUUUGGCGACGAUGGAAAUGAAAAUCCUGCUGGCAGAAGUAUACCUGCGGUUCAGCACUAUUAAUGAAAACGAAGACCAGAUGGAUAUGGAGCUGGACGACCAGAUCAUCUCUGCUAGACCGAGGGGGCAGAUGUGUAAGGUGGUGUUUACAUAG